Sardina pilchardus (European sardine) is the source of this 5123-nucleotide messenger RNA. It is a transcript of the gene ppip5k1b, whose product is annotated as diphosphoinositol pentakisphosphate kinase 1b. The coding region runs from base 384 to 3935 and encodes 1183 amino acids. Gene Ontology annotation, biological process: inositol metabolic process; inositol phosphate biosynthetic process. The transcript is spliced from 30 exons. Gene Ontology annotation, cellular component: cytosol. Gene Ontology annotation, molecular function: 5-diphosphoinositol pentakisphosphate 1-kinase activity; diphosphoinositol pentakisphosphate kinase activity; inositol hexakisphosphate kinase activity. The record is from RefSeq and is a predicted model, not a curated record. NCBI's taxonomy places the organism in Eukaryota, Metazoa, Chordata, Actinopteri, Clupeiformes, Clupeidae.
GUUCUCUCCGAAGGUAAGUUUCUAGAGCAGUAAGUUAUCGAUGUCAAGAGACCUACAGGGAAGUCAACUAGCAGCCUACUGCCAGCCUGCCCUCUCCCGCGAACAAGAAGAUGUUCCCCAGAUGCCAUAGUGAAGCUCGUGAUGGGCCGUGCUAAGGCAGGAUGUCAGGUCUUCUGAAAACCAGGCCGACUUCACUCUGACCAAAGGCAGCCCAAACCUCAGCAUCUGGGUUGGUCCCCCCUCCUCCCCACCUCCCAGCGCCUCCUCCUUGGGUCUCAGUCUCUCCCUCUCUGCCUGCCCCUGCCUGCCCCCUCUGGUCUGUAAGCGCUCGGGAUGGCACCUCUGUGGGGCCCUGCGUCCGGCUCCGUCUGCUGACGACGGCCAUGUCUCAGCCCGAGGGCGGAGCGGAGCUGGGCCAGGGUGGGAGCGGCGGGUUCGUGGUGGGCUCCGAGGACAUGGAGGACGGAGGGGUGAGGAACAACAUGGGGCUGUACGACGAUGAAGACGACGAUGACGAGUCGCUGUCUGAGAGGCAGAUUGUGGUUGGCAUCUGCGCCAUGAUGAAGAAGUCCACGUCCAAGCCCAUGACUCAGAUCAUGGAGCGGCUCUGCAAGUUUGAGUACAUCACCGUGGAGAUCUUCCCCGAGGAGGUCAUCCUCAACGAGCCUGUGGAGAAGUGGCCUCUCUGUGACUGCCUCAUCUCUUUUCACUCCAAAGGAUUCCCACUGGACAAAGCUGUGAGUUAUGCCAAAUUGAGAAAUCCUCUUCUCAUCAAUGAUCUCAACAUGCAGUACUUCAUACAAGACAGGCGGGAGGUGUACCGGAUCCUGCUUGAAGAGGGGAUUGACCUGCCACGCUAUGUGGUGUUAAACAGAGACCCCGACAGACCAGAAGAAUGUAACCUGCUGGAGGGGGAGGACCAGGUGGAGGUGAAUGGAGAGGUGUUCCCCAAGCCCUUUGUGGAGAAGCCUGUCUCCGCGGAGGACCACAACGUUUACAUCUACUACCCUACCUCAGCCGGUGGGGGCAGCCAGCGCCUCUUCAGAAAGAUCGGGAGCCGCAGCAGCGUGUAUUCCCCCGAGAGCACUGUGAGGAAGACUGGCUCGUACAUUUACGAGGAGUUCAUGCCUACUGAUGGCACAGACGUCAAGGUGUACACUGUGGGUCCAGAUUAUGCCCAUGCUGAGGCUCGUAAGUCCCCAGCCCUGGAUGGAAAGGUGGAGAGAGACAGUGAGGGAAAGGAGAUUCGCUACCCUGUCAUGCUUACUGCCAUGGAGAAGCUGGUGGCUCGCAAAGUGUCCCUUGCCUUCAAACAAACGGUGUGCGGUUUCGACCUCCUCAGAGCCAAUGGCCACUCCUUUGUGUGCGAUGUCAAUGGGUUCAGCUUUGUAAAGAACUCCAUGAAGUACUACGAUGAUUGUGCCAAAGUUCUUGGAAACAUGAUCAUGCGGGAGCUGGCCCCUCAGUUUCACAUCCCCUGGUCAAUCCCGAUGGAGGCUGAGGACAUCCCCAUAGUCCCCACUACCUCAGGAACCAUGAUGGAGCUGCGCUGUGUCAUAGCCGUUAUCCGUCAUGGAGACCGCACACCCAAACAGAAGAUGAAGAUGGAGGUGCGGAACGCCCUGUUCUUUGACCUUUUUGAGAAGUAUGGUGGGUACAAGUCUGGAAAGCUGAAAUUGAAAAAGCCAAAACAACUUCAGGAAGUGCUGGAUAUUGCCCGUCAGCUCUUGGUGGAGCUUAGACAGCACAAUGAUUGUGAGAUCGAGGAGAAGAAGUCCAAACUGGAGCAGCUCAAGACCGUGCUGGAGAUGUAUGGCCAUUUCUCAGGGAUCAACAGGAAGGUGCAGCUGACGUAUCUGCCCAACGGUCAGCUCAAAGCCUCCAGUGAGGAAGAGGACUCUCAGAGAGAGGGUCCGUCCCUGCUGCUGGUGCUGAAGUGGGGAGGCGAACUGACCCCUGCGGGCAGGGUGCAGGCUGAGGAGCUGGGCAGGGCCUUCCGCUGCAUGUACCCCGGAGGACAAGGUGACUACGCUGGCUUCCCUGGCUGCGGCCUGCUGCGACUCCACAGCACAUACCGCCACGACCUCAAGAUCUACGCCUCGGACGAGGGCCGCGUGCAGAUGACCGCCGCAGCGUUUGCCAAGGGUCUGCUGGCACUCGAGGGCGAACUGACCCCCAUCCUGGUGCAGAUGGUGAAGAGUGCCAACAUGAACGGCCUGCUGGACAGCGACAGCGACUCGCUGACCGACUGCCAGCAGCGCGUCAAAGCCCACCUGCAUGAGAUCAUGCAGCGGGAGCGGGACUUCACUGAGGAGGACUACGAGAAGCUGGCUCCUACUGGCAGCCCCUCCCUCAUCAACUCCAUGAAGAUCAUCGGCAACCCAGUGAAGACCUGUGACCUGGUCUACGCCUUAAUCCAGAGUCUCACGCGCCAAAUCCGUAGGAAACUGGAGGACCCCAAAUCUGCAAACCUGCAGCUGUACCACAGCGAGACUCUGGAGCUGAUGCUGCAGCGCUGGUCCAAGCUGGAGCGCGACUUCCGCACCAAGAGCGGCCGCUACGACAUCAGCAAGAUCCCCGACAUCUACGACUGCAUCAAGUACGACACGCAGCACAACGCCUCUCUGGCCCUGGAGGACACGCUGGAGCUCUUCCAGUUGUCCAAGGCCCUGGCGGACAUCAUCAUCCCCCAGGAGUAUGGCAUCAGCAAGCCAGAAAAGCUGGACAUUGCCAACGCCUACUGCCUGCCCCUUACUAAGAAGAUCCAGCUGGAUCUGCAGAGGACCCACGAGGACGAGGCUGUAAACAAGCUUCACCCACUGUACUCCCGGGGCGUGAUGUCUCCGGGUCGGCAUGUCCGGACCCGGCUCUACUUCACCAGCGAGAGUCACGUCCACUCCCUGCUCAACAUCUUCCGCUACGGUGGCCUGCUGAGCGAGGAGAAGGAUGAGCAGUGGAGGCAGGCCAUGGAUUACCUCAGCGCUGUUUCUGAGCUCAAUUACAUGACUCAAAUAGUCAUAAUGCUGUACGAAGACAACAACAAGGAUCCAUCCUCUGAGGAGCGCUUCCAUGUUGAGCUGCACUUCAGCCCUGGAGUGAAGGGAGGAGAGGACGACGAGAACGCCCCCUUGGGCUUUGGCUUCCGUCCAGCCUCAUCUGAGAAUCACGAGAAGCAGACGGACCCAGGGAGCUUGGAGGACCUGUCCCAGGAUGAGCCGGACCGGGCAGCGCUCUCCGACCCCAUCAGCAUCCUGAAGAAGUCUCAGCUGAUUCGGAGCAGGAAGACUGGCUCCAUGGAGGUUCUGUCGGAGAGCUCGUCCACCUCCUCGCGGGGCUCGGCCUACCGCCUGUUCCCCUCCUGCUCCCGCCAGUCCCCUGAGAUCAAGACCAGUGGCCUGGGGAGUCUGGUCUCGGGCCUCUUCAGUGCCGCGGGCCUGGGUGCCUCCUGCAGCGCCCCCAACCUCAGCGACCUUGGCCACGGGCUCCGGAGCCCCCGAGCAGAUGAGUUGUUCUCUAUGCCGGCAGUAAAGAGAUUUUCUGUGUCAUAUGCCAGGCAUCCGACUAACGGGUUCGAGGGCUGCUCCAUGGUGCCGUCCAUCUACCCGCUGGAGACACUCCACAACUCGCUCUCGCUCAAGCAGGUGGACGAGUUCCUCACGGCCGUCUGUGAGGACGUAGGCGACACCCACUCCAAGACUCUCAAAGCUCUCUCCGCCCUGUUUGAGUCCCAGUCCCACUCCAUGGACGUCUACUCCCAGUCGGCGAAGACCUCGCCGGCACCCCCCGACCCUCCGCAUUCGCCGCAGCCCCACCCAGAGGGUCCCCACUGCUGUAAGGGUUAUGCCCAUCACACACACUGCUAUAUCAGUAGCCCCUCCAGCACGAUGUCCAGUCCAGGGCCCCCCUCCCCUCUGUUGGACCCUUUGUGUGACUGAGUGAGUGAGAGAGACCAGACCUCUCGCCCAGUAGACAUUCAACUGGGACAUCUCGGAGCACCUCCAUAUCCAGGGACCGGCUGAUCAUACGCACACACACCACCCCUCCACACACACACCUGUCUCCUGACUGAGCCAGGGCUCUGGAUAUAUGGGGACGAGGUUAGCUGCUGGGCUGGGAGGCAUCCUUCCCCUCGCAAGUGACUGGCCAGUUGGAGCACAUGCAGUACUUUUGAAAUGCUCCGUGGUGAAGCAGGGUAAAGCAGGAGGGAGGCCAGUCCCCCGGUCAGCAUGCAGCUCCGUGGAGCGCUAGACACCAUGUCCUUCUCUUUAGCCAGCAUCUGGAGCAAGUCCUCAUCAUAGUCGAGAGACCCAUUCAACACGAGACCGGUUGUUUACCUUUAUUUCUUUGCAUUUUUGGCUAAUUUGAUGUGGAUUUUUUAAGAAGGGAUUAAUAGAAUUCUAAACCUAUCAGUAUAAAGAAAUACUUGGUAAUAUAUUUUCAUAGGAAUAUUGUGAUUCCAUCAGUGCCUUGUUUAGCUUUUCCCAAACUAUUUUUGUACAGUUUUUUUUUUAAUCCAAAAAGAACAACCACUCCAGUAAAAGUCAACUGUUUUUGGGAUGCACAAAUGUUCCUUUGUGGAUGAAUGUUGUCAAACUACUGUCUUGCCAAAGUUUUGCACCAGUGUGUCAAAUUUAAACUCACAAGACAUCAAGCAAGUUAUACUGUAUAAUUACAGAGGUUGACCUUUAGAUGCUAUAGAGAAUUUGAGUACUUUCAUUUCAUUGCAUAGACAUUCAGUCUUGUCAGUUUCUAACAUUUUUUCCGUUAUAUUCAUUUGUUGAGUAUUUUUGAAUAAUAAUCAUUGUCGUAUCAAGUGGGAGUCCAAGUCCAGACUCACCUAGCCUGAUGUUCUUUGUUUCAGUAUUCUACAACAAAUUGAUGUGGUAAAGAUGUACAAUACUAGGGGUAGUUAAUUUUACAUUUAUUCAAUGGACUAGAACAUUUUAAUUAUUGUUUUAAAUGUGUGGAUAAUGUGUGUAUGGAUGUAUGGAUGUUUAAACUCUGGGUUUGCUUUAUUUAUGAGAUUAUUUAAAUUCACAUGUGAUUGUGAUGCUGCUUUAGAUGUUUACUGUAAAUAUUUACAUUGCAUCUAAAAUCCAAAUAAAUCUCCCUUUCUGUUGUUA